This is a messenger RNA of Castor canadensis (American beaver), 837 nucleotides long. The record is from RefSeq and is a predicted model, not a curated record. NCBI's taxonomy places the organism in Eukaryota, Metazoa, Chordata, Mammalia, Rodentia, Castoridae.
CAAAGCCAGCGGCCCCGCGCAGGGGAAAGCGGGGCCAUGGCUGAAGCUGCCGAGCUCAAUGGCGAAUCUCAACGGGCUGAAGGCAAAACCCAGCCUCAGCCCGCGGAAAGAUUCCUGGCGGGCCUGCCCAGGCGGGCCCCGCGCUCGGUGCUCAAGGUGUCCCAGCUGCUGCUCCAGGUCAUCGGCGAGCACAGCGGCCUGACCCUGGCGGCGCUCAAGAAGGAGCUCGGCAACGCUGGCUACGAAGUGCGCAGGAAGGUCGGCCGCCCCGCGGGCGAAGCGUCCAGGUCUGAGGUCAAGGGCACGCUCCUGCGGGUCAGCGGCAGCGACGCCGCAGGCUACUUCAGGGUCUGGAAGAUUCCCAAACCCAAGAAAAAGCCGGGGCGCCCCAGGCUGGCCGACAGCCGCCGCUGUUUGAGGAGGACCCCGCCCCAGCCGCGGAGCCGAAGGAGGCGACGCACAAGGCGCCAAGCGGCCAAGAAGGCCAGGGAGGUGUGGAGACGCUGCACGCGCGUAAAUGCCAAGGCCAGGAGGGCCAAGCCAAGGGCCAGAGAAUCGGUUCGUGCCAGAGUCAAGGAAGAAGCCAGGGCCAAAGUGAUGGUCGAGGGGCGAGGACGGCCCUCCAAGGAAGACACCAGGCCUAGCUCACGAGAGGAGAAGAGGCCAAGCUCCAAGCUCAGAGAAGAGAAGAAGCAGGAACCCGAGAAGCCGGUAAAACGGACCAUCCAACAGCCAACUGAGGUUAAAACCGACCGUGCCUCCAGCGGACAGGGGAAGGCGCGCACAAAAACUUCCACUAAAUCUGAAGGUCCUCGAAAUGCAGUCGGGAAUCCAUAG